UUCAAAUUUUUAUAUAAGAAAACUUGCUGCGUACAGAUAUUAAUGCAACUUCGAAGAAGCCAAAUGAAAGUUCAGAAUCAACUAGAGAAAAUGAAAAGUUUACACCAUACUCAUAUCCUCUCACCAACCCAGUGCAGCAAUACUGUUGUUCAAAAAAUAAAUGCCCCACUCCCUCUAGUUUGGUCCAUGGUUCGUCAAUUCGACAACCCUCAAAUAUACAAGAAGUUCAUCAAAAGUUGCAAAAUGAGAUCCGGCUGUGGCGGCGCCGGCAGCGUACGGGAGGUGGAGGUGGUGUCUGGUAUGCCGGCGGAGAGGAGCACAGAGAGGCUUGAUCGCCUUGAUGAAGAUGUGCAUGUUAUGGUGUUCAGUAUUAUUGGUGGCGAUCAUAAACUUGUGAAUUAUCAAUCCACCACCAGUAUGUAUGAGGAUGAGGCAGAGGAAGGCGGCGGGAAGACGGCGGUGAUUGAAUCGUACGUGGUGGAUAUUCCGGUGGAUAGUUGUGAAGAAGAUACUCGUGCGUUUGCUGAUACGAUAGUAGGGUGUAAUCUCAAAUCUCUAGCCAAAAUAGCAGAGAAAAUGGCAUGAACAUGAAAUUCUUGUACUAUGGUUCUUGAUGUAUUUCGUGAUUUAGUUUGUGUUGGUGAAAUCUCAAUGCAAAGUACUAGUUUUUUCAAGUAUAAUUCACCAACCUUUC
This is a messenger RNA of Olea europaea var. sylvestris, 694 nucleotides long. Its product is annotated as abscisic acid receptor PYL12-like. The record is from RefSeq and is a predicted model, not a curated record. Lineage: Eukaryota; Viridiplantae; Streptophyta; Magnoliopsida; Lamiales; Oleaceae. Bases 43 to 585 code for a protein of 180 amino acids. The transcript has a single exon. Gene Ontology annotation, cellular component: cytoplasm; nucleus. Gene Ontology annotation, molecular function: abscisic acid binding; protein phosphatase inhibitor activity; signaling receptor activity. Gene Ontology annotation, biological process: abscisic acid-activated signaling pathway.